CUCCUCCUCUUUACCCUCUUCGGGCUCAGCAGCCGAGCGGCCCGGCUGCUCCGUCCUCCGGGAGCCCGCGGCGAUGUUCACCCGCGCCGUGAGCCGACUUAGCAGGAAGCGGCCGCCGUCUGAUAUCCAUGAUGGUGACGGGAGCUCCAGCAGCAGCCACCAAGGCCUCAAGAGUACGGCCAAGUGGGCAACCUCCUUGGAGAAUCUUCUGGAAGACCCAGAAGGCGUGAAGAGAUUCAGGGAAUUUUUGAAAAAGGAAUUCAGUGAAGAAAAUGUCUUGUUUUGGCUAGCGUGUGAAGAUUUCAAGAAAAUGGAGGACAAGAAUCAGAUGCAGGAGAAGGCCAAGGAGAUCUACAUGACCUUCCUGUCCAACAAGGCUUCUUCACAAGUCAACGUGGAGGGACAGUCUCGGCUCAGUGAAAAGAUUCUGGAAGAACCACACCCUCUGAUGUUCCAGAAGCUCCAGGACCAGAUCUUCAAUCUCAUGAAGUAUGACAGCUACAGCCGCUUCUUGAAGUCUGACUUGUUUUUGAAACACAAGAGGACGGAGGAAGAGGAAGAAGAUCCUCCCGAUGCUCAAACCGCAGCUAAACGAGCUUCCAGAAUUUACAACACAUGAGCCCCCGAGAGCCAGAGGAGUAGAGGGAUGGACUCUUGGAACUGUGCAGGGUUGUCAUCGCUUGUCACAUUUGAGGACUGAAGUGUGCCAGACCUUCCCGUGGGAUAUGUGUAUUUUAUUACAUGUUUGACCAGUAACUUUUGCAUGAUGACUAAUCUUCCAUUAAAAACAAAGUAGCUUUGAAGUUUCAGUUCACAAAACAAACGAGAUUCCGCCAACACUGGACACUCAGAGCAUUUUAAUCCUAAUUAAAUUUCCUGUGAAGCCACAGGUGAAGCCUU
Messenger RNA from Alexandromys fortis (reed vole), 900 nucleotides. RefSeq names its product regulator of G protein signaling 10 (gene Rgs10). Gene Ontology annotation, biological process: regulation of G protein-coupled receptor signaling pathway. Gene Ontology annotation, cellular component: nucleus; plasma membrane; cytoplasm. Lineage: Eukaryota; Metazoa; Chordata; Mammalia; Rodentia; Cricetidae. Gene Ontology annotation, molecular function: G-protein alpha-subunit binding; GTPase activator activity. The record is from RefSeq and is a predicted model, not a curated record. The coding region runs from base 74 to 619 and encodes 181 amino acids. The transcript has 5 exons.